Molecule: messenger RNA, 497 nt
Organism: Bipolaris sorokiniana ND90Pr
Lineage: Eukaryota; Fungi; Ascomycota; Dothideomycetes; Pleosporales; Pleosporaceae
Exons: 2
Coding region: 228-488 (86 amino acids)
Source: RefSeq, a predicted model, not a curated record
ACAUGAGUGCGUAAGUCGACUACACUACACUCGAGGCGGCCAUGUCCACACUACCUCGCUACCUACGUAUGUCCGCAUGUACCUACUGUCUAUAUGGCACGGCGAUGCGAAGCACGCUGCUGACGCCCGCCACGGCCUAGCCCAGCCCCGGCCGACAUCCAGAGUCCAUCCCUACUGGCCAUCCCGACAGCGAGCGCCGUCAGUCAUGAGUCUGUCUCGUGGCACACAUGGAUGACGAUGCCACAGGUGACCCAGCACGGCCGGCGACCAGAGGGCCCGCGGUGAGGGUGCUGAGCGAGGGCGCCAGCUGGAGGUGUCGCAAGAGGUGCAUACGGCGUGCAGCUGGGGGGUGGGGGUUUGGCGGCGGCGGAGGCGGCGGGGCGGGCGUCGGCGGGUUGGAUGGAUGGGUGGAUGGGUGGAUGGAUGAAGCAGUGGAGCGAGGGAUGAGAUGGAUGCAUUGCGCCAGAGAGUUUAGCAGGCCGGCCUAGCCCAGUGUG